Messenger RNA from Pochonia chlamydosporia 170, 1146 nucleotides. RefSeq names its product mandelate racemase/muconate lactonizing enzyme family protein. Gene Ontology annotation, biological process: amino acid catabolic process; D-galactonate catabolic process. Gene Ontology annotation, molecular function: galactonate dehydratase activity. The record is from RefSeq and is a predicted model, not a curated record. The transcript is spliced from 4 exons. The coding region runs from base 1 to 1146 and encodes 381 amino acids. Lineage: Eukaryota; Fungi; Ascomycota; Sordariomycetes; Hypocreales; Clavicipitaceae.
AUGGGGAAAAUAGCCAAAAUUGAAUACUUUCGCGUGCCACCUAGAUGGCUCUUCGUGAAAAUCACCGAUGAAGCAGGCAAUGUCGGCUGGGGAGAAGCGUCCCUCGAAGGCCACACCCAGUCCGUGGAAGGCUGUCUAGAUGCAUGGAUAGAACAGUACACGGGUUUGGAAGCAGAUGAUAUUGAGCAGAUAUGGCAAAUGUCUUGGCGCAAGUCCUUCUACAGAGGCGGGCCAGUGUUCAUGAGCGCCUUGUCAGGCUUAGACAUCGCGCUAUGGGAUCUAAAAGCUCGCAAGCUUAAUGUCCCUAUUUACGAGCUUCUCGGCGGUAAACUACGGUCCAAGCUCAAAGUAUACGCCUGGAUCGGAGGUGACCGUCCUUCCGACGUCGAACAAGCAGCCCUCGCCCGCAAAUCCCAAGGCUUCACGGCCGUCAAAAUGAAUGCCACCGAAGACCUAGCCUGGCUCGACUCCCCCCGCCAACUAGCCAGCUGCAUCGAGAGGGUCAAAGCCGUCAAAUCACACAAUCUAGACGUAGGCAUCGAUUUCCACGGCCGGCUUCAUCGUCCCAUGGCGAAGCAACUUGCGUCUCAGCUUGAGCCCCAUCAACCAUUAUUCAUUGAAGAGCCCCUGCUCUCCGAACACGUAGAGGCCAUCAAGACGCUUUCUGGACAGACCACCAUCCCCAUUGCGCUUGGCGAACGUCUCCAUAGCAGAUGGGACUUGAAGCCCUUUCUGGAAGCUUCUUGUAUUGACAUCCUGCAACCGGAUAUAUGUCAUGUGGGCGGUAUUUCGGAACUAAGACGCAUGGCCGCCAUGGCGGAGACGUAUGAUGUGCCCAUUGCGCCGCAUUGUCCGUUAGGUCCGAUCGCCUUGGCCGCGAAUUUACAAGUGGCGGCUGCGACGGCGAAUUUUGCAAUUCAGGAAAUGAGCUUGGGCAUACAUUACAAUGUGGGAGGGUACGAUUUGCUGAGCUACAUUAACAAUCCUCAAAUUUGGGACGUCAAAGAUGGCUACGUCGAGUUGAUGAAGGGGCCGGGUCUGGGCAUUGAUGUGAAUGAGGAGCUAGUUCGAGAGGCUAGCAAAGGCGCCGAAGCUUGGGUUAGCCCUGGCUUUGUUGGUCCUGGCGGGGAACUGAGAGAAUGGUGA